This is a messenger RNA of Colletotrichum higginsianum IMI 349063, 1656 nucleotides long. RefSeq names its product Impact protein. Gene Ontology annotation, biological process: regulation of translational initiation. The record is from RefSeq and is a predicted model, not a curated record. Gene Ontology annotation, cellular component: cytoplasm. The coding region runs from base 1 to 1656 and encodes 551 amino acids. The transcript is spliced from 2 exons. Lineage: Eukaryota; Fungi; Ascomycota; Sordariomycetes; Glomerellales; Glomerellaceae.
AUGGCUUCGCAGCAGGAUCUACAAGAGCUCCUAAGGAUCAUCACCUCCCGAAAAGGAGUGUCAAUGAUGGCCGCUAUGGGCCAAGUCAAAGCCCUGCAGGCCAGAGACCUACGGAGCAUAAAACAGAUAAGCGAGGCUCCUUUUGACGUAGUCGAGAGCGCCUUGGGAGAUUCGAAGGCGGCCAAGUCUCUUCAGACCGCUUGCAAGGUGCAUUUGAAACGACCAAGUACCAAACGAGCCGGUGAAUCGCUAACUGCCGACGGCGACAAACGUGCGAAGAACCGACACGACGGCAGCAGUGCCGAGGCUGUAUGUCAAAGUGCAGAGAAGCUGGAGGAUGCCUUGGCUCUUCCCAUCGUCACAGAUGAAUGGGAGAUCGCCAAGGCGCUGAUUUACACCAACCGGGCACCAAUUAUGUUGGCUUUUGUCGUCGAACUUCUUCGAUGCACUAUGCCUUUGCAGCCUUUGUCAAGUCGUCUCAGUUUGGCCCAGGCAGUCGUAAGCGCAAAUGCCAGGACUAAGGCCGUCGACAUUGGGUUGGCUAACACUUCUGACAACGAUGCCUCCUGGGGUGAAGGGCAACCAAAAGUCAGCAUUAUGGGCAGGUUGAUAGCCGUCCUCAAGCGGGGUGACUACCAGUUGGCAGCCGAGGAAGUGGUGGCGGCUCCAGCAACCUUCGAUGGCACCUCGGGUGCUGUACCUCGAAUGGCAACGAAACCGUCGGAUGCGGCGGUGCAUAAGUGUGCCAUCGCGGUUUCGAAAUCGCCGUGGUCCAUCAGUCGCCAAAUCACUUUCAAGUCUUCGACUUUUGUUGCGCGAGUUGCGAGUGUUGAUAAUGUUGGGCAGGCGUCGGCUCUUACCCGCUCACUGCUCUCGUCCGAGCCACUCCUACAGACGGCGACGCACAACGCCUGGGGUUUUCGAAUUCAGGAGCAGAAACACUGGGGAGGGGUUGGGGAAGUGCGCGAAAGAUGUGAAGAUGAUGGAGAAACAGGCUGCGGCCAAUUCAUCCUACGGUUGAUGAGAGAGGCUAGCGUCACCAACGUCGUGGUCGUGCUGAGCAGAUGGUUUGGAGGCGAAAUGUUAGGCCCGGAUCGCUGGAGGCUUAUGAGGAACGUCAUCACGGAGGCGCUCUCUCAAAGACUACGGCUUCCCCAGAGCGAGGUUGGUGCUGAGCGCGUAGCGCUCUGGGCACUUGAUCUCCAAAGGCUGGCAGGAAGCGGUAACGUACGAAGUGCAGAUGAUGGAAAUCGUACAGUCACUGGCGCUCCGAUCUUUCGCCCGGAAUCGGCCCGGUCGUAUUUGCUGAAGAGCUUUGCCUCCAGUCAGAACGAGAAUGAUGCAACAAGUCCAGGCGGGGAGAACUGUUUGGAAAGAAGUAUAUCGCGGGCUGGGGGGGGGAAGCUCAGCAAAUCGGAAGCAGAGGCCGAGAAGCUUCGAAACCUUGGCCGGCUUCUGGGGGCUUUCAGGUUACUAUUCGAAAGCUGGAGCGACCUGACCCCUCCCGAGUUGAACCGGAGGGCAUUCUCGUGGUACGCCGCGAUCCGGCCAGAGGUAGAGCCGGGAAUAGCAGGGUGGGGUGCAAAAGGCUGUCUGAGGCUCAGUGACAUACUCCAUUUACGUCGGAGCAACUCCGAGGGAAGCGGGGAGGAGUGA